Molecule: messenger RNA, 321 nt
Organism: Penicillium atrosanguineum
Lineage: Eukaryota; Fungi; Ascomycota; Eurotiomycetes; Eurotiales; Aspergillaceae
Exons: 1
Coding region: 1-321 (106 amino acids)
Source: RefSeq, a predicted model, not a curated record
AUGCCUUUACCCUGUGGCAGCGAACUGUGGCAGCCGACAUCAGACAAAGAGUGGAAGAAGCGAUACCGCGAACAUGUUGCUGCCAAACAAAAGGAAGGAAGGAAAGGGUUGACCCUGCGAGAUCUGUUCUUGUUUAAGCAGUCUUCAGCACGCGGUGAGAAUAUCGUCAAAUCCGGAAGCUCCAACGGGGAAGAGGAACUCGCCGAAUGGUGCGAAAGGGCGGACGACUUGUCGAUGCUUCUAUGGAUGGCCCUUACAGUCGAAGGCGAGGGACAGUCGCAUGUGUAUCCAAAAGGCCGAGGUAUGACGGAACUGAGCUGA